Diabrotica virgifera virgifera (western corn rootworm) is the source of this 969-nucleotide messenger RNA. Its product is annotated as cuticle protein 16.5-like. The record is from RefSeq and is a predicted model, not a curated record. The coding region runs from base 77 to 880 and encodes 267 amino acids. The transcript is spliced from 3 exons. NCBI's taxonomy places the organism in Eukaryota, Metazoa, Arthropoda, Insecta, Coleoptera, Chrysomelidae.
ACAGUACCAAAAGCAAGUUGAUCAAAUUGUUUACCUUGGAUAUCAGUUAAAUUGUAACGCAGAGAGUCAUGGUGAAAUGUCAUCCAGAUUUGAACAGGCGAAAGCCGCUUUUAGAAGGAUGUCCAAGGAAACUGACGACAAUCUGAAUGUUUGUAUUGUGCUUUUGCAACAGUAUUUGAGGCAGGAGAGGUACAGGAGUGGGGUACUUGUAGUAGCUGCUUUCGCAGUAUGCGCUGCUGUUGAGGAUAAAAAAGAAAAGAGAGGUCUCUUAGGCUUAGGCGAUUCACUUUUGGACGGUCACGGAGGACUUGAAUUGGCUCCAGCACCUAUUUUGGCUAAAGCUCCAAUCUACAGCAGCUACUCCGCACCAAUCAUCAGCAAAACCAUCGCUGAACCAAUCAUCUCUGCACCUUUGAUCUCCAAAGCAGUCCUCCCAGCUCCAAUCUCGUACUCUGCUCCCCUCUCCUACGCUGCACCUGUCUCUUAUUCUUCUCCUCUCUCCUACUCUGCUCCUCUCUCCUACUCUGCUCCUCUUUCCUACUCUGCUCCAGUCAUCAGCAAAUCUUAUGCCGCCCCUAUCCUUUCCGCUCCUAUCUUGAAAUCUGCUCCACUUUUAUCCGCUCCCUUGUUAACUAAAUCUUACUCAGCACCUUUGUUGUCCGCUCCCAUCGCUCAUGCUGCUCCCAUCUACUCAGCUCCCGCUCCAAUUUUGAGCAAGUCUAUCUCCUAUGCGGCCCCUGCUAUCUCAUACGGGGCUCCUCUUGCUCACGCUCCGAUCUCAUACGCAGCUCCCAUCGCCCAUGCUGCUCCCAUUUCUUAUGCUGCUCCUGUCUCAUACGGACACGGGCUGGACUUAGGGUAUGGAAAGCUCUACCAUUAGACAGAAAAAGUGAUAUUGUUUACCUUGUUUAAUUUAUGUGUUAGUUUCGUUUAAAUAUAAAUUAUGUAAAUAAACCGAUAUUUUUUUAA